AUGCUCCAGUACAAAUCACAGAAGAAGACGAAAAAGACCAAGGCGCCGGCGAAGGGCGCGGAGAAAGCGGCCAAGGCUCUGCUUUCGCAGAAGGAGGUUGCGGCGCGGUGGGCCGAAGAGGUCAAACGCACGAAGUGGGUGUACGACGAGUGGUUCAAGCAUCCUCCCCACACCGAAACCAUCGCCCGGGGCGCCGCGAAAGAUCUCGCGACGCCCAAGCUGAAGCCGAGCGAGCUGGACACGCUCCCGUACGAGGAGAAGUUCGCGAAUAACGGCGCACUCAUGAAGCUCCACGAUCUCGAGCACGUGGACAACUUCAUAGAGAAGCGCAAGAGAUGGCUGGAUAGGACCGUCCACACCUCGCGUCUGCGCCCACAGUCCGCAGCUACGGACGGCGCGCAGGCGCAGGCAGGCCCUUCCUCCAGUGCUACCCAGGAGUCGACGUCGAGUGCGCCGCAGGACGAUGGCCAGCCUCCCAACUGA
Molecule: messenger RNA, 483 nt
Organism: Peniophora sp. CBMAI 1063
Lineage: Eukaryota; Fungi; Basidiomycota; Agaricomycetes; Russulales; Peniophoraceae
Source: the annotation of a GenBank genome assembly